GCGGCGGGAGCGGAGCAGGAGCGGACCGCGCCCAUGUCGGGCUUCGACACCAACCCGUUCGCCGACCCGGUGGACAUCAACCCCUUCCAGGACCCCUCGGUGACACAGCUCACAAACACCAGCCAGAGUGGCUUGGAUGAAUUCAACCCCUUCUCUGAGAGCUCCCAGCUGACGAAUGCGGCGCGGACGACGCCGGUGGUGCAGCCCUCGGGCCACUCGCAGCCGGCCGUGCUGCAGACAUCUGUGGAGCCCACACCACAGGCUGUGGCUGCAGCAGCACAGGCAGGGCUGCUCCAGCAGCAGGCAGAGCUAGAGAGGAAGGCAGCUGAGCUGGAGAAGAAGGAAAGGGAACUGCAGAGCCACGCAGCCAGCAUCGACCCGAGGCAGAACAACUGGCCACCUCUCCCCAAGAAGUGUCCCAUCAAGCCAUGCUUCUACCAGGAUUUUUCUGCAGACAUCCCAGCUGACUACCAGAGGAUAUGCAAGAUGCUCUAUUACUUGUGGAUGUUGCAUUCCAUCACCCUGCUCCUGAACCUGCUCGCUUGCCUGGCGUGGUUCACAGUCAACAGCAGCAGAGGAGUGGACUUUGGUCUCUCCAUUCUGUGGUUAAUUUUAUUCACCCCUUGUGCCUUUCUCUGUUGGUACCGACCAAUUUACAAGGCUUUCAGGUCUGACAGCUCCUUCAGCUUCUUCGUCUUCUUUUUCAUCUUCUUCUGCCAAAUAGCAAUCUAUGUCAUCCAGGCUGUUGGAAUUCCUGGCUGGGGAGACAGCGGCUGGAUCGCGGCGCUGUCGGAGGUGCACGAGAACGUGGCUGUGGCCGUGAUCAUGAUGGUGGUGGCAGCCUUCUUCACGCUCUGCGCCGUCCUCUCCCUCUUCCUCCUCAAGCAGGUGCAUUCCCUGUAUCGGCGCACAGGAGCCAGCUUCCAAAGGGCCCAGGAGGAGUUUUCCCAAGGCAUCCUCACCAACAGGAGCUUCCAGAAUGCAGCAGCUGGGGUGGCCUCCUCAGCUGCACAGAAUGCUUUCCGGGGAAAUUAACCCUUUUCCCAGGAAAUCCAGCCCUUCCCAGGAAAUCCAGCCCUUCCCGGGCAGCCUCCCACUCGCUUCCUCUGCCCUCAUCUCCCCAACCUUCAUCUUUUUUUUUUUUUUUUUUUUUUUUUGUUUUUUCUAAAAAUGCACUUUUUGGGGGUACCAUGUGAGCUCUGUGAUGCCGACACUCCUGAUGAGGAGAGGGUUUUUUUCAGCUUCAGCUGAGCUACGGUUUGGAUGAUUCGUUUUCCCUGUCUUGUUUUAGGGUGUGGGGAGAUGGGGGAAGACAUUCUCUGAGGCAAAUAUUCCUCUCUCCAGGACCUUCUGGGUGUUUGUCUCUUCCUCCCCUCGCUCUGUGUGUAGCAGGAAGAUGAGGGGAAGCAGGUUUUUGAUUUUACUCUCUCUCUUCUCUCGGCCUUUGCUACGAAGAAUUUGAUUAUCUGCUGUUUUGGGAGGGUUUUGUAACGUGCAUGUAGUUGAUGUCGUUAAUUUUAAGAACAGAAACUGUACUUUUGGUUUAUUACACUCACACAAUGCUGUGUUUUGUCCUCAUA
Messenger RNA from Sturnus vulgaris (Common starling), 1580 nucleotides. RefSeq names its product secretory carrier membrane protein 2 (gene SCAMP2). NCBI's taxonomy places the organism in Eukaryota, Metazoa, Chordata, Aves, Passeriformes, Sturnidae. The record is from RefSeq and is a predicted model, not a curated record. Gene Ontology annotation, biological process: protein transport. Gene Ontology annotation, cellular component: trans-Golgi network membrane; recycling endosome membrane.